AUGGGUAACGCAUGGUCCGACUUCUCAUACAACCUUCACGGUAUCCUGCAAGCUUUUCCGCCCAAGUCCCAGUUCAGCAUCGACCAGAUUCCUGACCUCACUGGCAGGGUCGUCAUCGUGACCGGUGGUAACGUUGGUAUCGGUCAUGAGACCUGCAAGGCGCUGUUAAUGCACAAUGCGAAGGUUUACCUUGCGGCGCGCAGCAAGGAGAAAGCUCUAAAUGCCAUCACCUUGCUGAAAGAGCAGACCGGCAAGGAAACCAUCUUCCUUGAGCUCGACCUAUCGGAUCUGCAUUCUGUCAAGACCGCCGCCGAGGAGUUCCUCAGCAAGGAACACGAGCUCCACAUCCUCUUCAAUAACGCAGGCGUGAUGUGGGCCCCGCUCGACUUGCUCACCAAACAGGGAUACGAUCUGCAGUUUGGGACGAACGCCAUUGGCCACUUCGCGUUUACCGAGUUCCUCAUGCCCGCCCUCCUCGCCGGCGUCGUGUCCUCACCCGACCACCACACGCGCAUUGUCACUACGUCCUCGAGUGCCGGGUACGUAGGCAAGAUCGACUUCGAUGCCAUCAGGGACGGCCCCGCGCGGAGGAAGCUGUCCACGUCACAGCUGUACUUCAACAGCAAGCUGGCCAACGGCAUCGUCGCUAACCAAACUGCAAAACGAUAUGCCGAUAAGGGCAUAAUCUCUGUCUCGCUGAACCCCGGAAACUUUGUUCGGACCGAACUCGGACGCUAUGCGAGCCCGUUCCUGUUGUUCUUCCUGGAUAAGAUUGUGGUUCCCGCCAGCACGGGCGCGCUCACACAGCUGUAUGCGGGGACAAUGCCGGAGGCCCUCAACCACAACGGAGCGUACUUCAUCCCCUGGGCCCGUGUCGGGAGAUUCAGGGAGGAGGCAUACGAUGACAUACUAGGCGAGAAGAUGUGGAAAUAUCUAGAGGGGGAGGUCAAGAAGCACACCUCUUGA
Molecule: messenger RNA, 966 nt
Organism: Epithele typhae
Lineage: Eukaryota; Fungi; Basidiomycota; Agaricomycetes; Polyporales; Epitheliaceae
Product: NAD(P)-binding protein
Exons: 8
Coding region: 1-966 (321 amino acids)
Source: RefSeq, a predicted model, not a curated record